Molecule: messenger RNA, 215 nt
Organism: Prionailurus viverrinus (fishing cat)
Lineage: Eukaryota; Metazoa; Chordata; Mammalia; Carnivora; Felidae
Product: 40S ribosomal protein S29-like
Exons: 1
Coding region: 14-154 (46 amino acids)
Cellular component (GO): cytosolic small ribosomal subunit
Molecular function (GO): zinc ion binding; structural constituent of ribosome
Source: RefSeq, a predicted model, not a curated record
CUGGGAGAGCAAGAUGGAUCACCAGCAGCUCUACUGGAGCCAUCUGAGGAAAUUUGGCCAGGAUUCUCGUUCUUGCCUUGUCCACUCAAACUGGCACAGUCUGAUCUGGAAAUACAGCCUCAACAGGUGCUGCCAGUGUUUCCAUCAGUACUAAAAGGAUAUAGGCUUCAUUAAGUUGGAUUAAAUGACCUUCCUUGAAUGGAUCAUCCAAGAUA